Molecule: messenger RNA, 2873 nt
Organism: Gasterosteus aculeatus aculeatus (three-spined stickleback)
Lineage: Eukaryota; Metazoa; Chordata; Actinopteri; Perciformes; Gasterosteidae
Gene: gpm6bb
Product: glycoprotein M6Bb
Biological process (GO): axon development; central nervous system myelination
Cellular component (GO): myelin sheath; plasma membrane
Molecular function (GO): structural constituent of myelin sheath
Source: RefSeq, a predicted model, not a curated record
GUAAUCCCCGUCCGGAGUGACGUCACCCUGGCUGUCUCCAAAGCGUCGCGCGGCGUCGUGCGUUCGGCCAGUGUUCAUCCCGGGACGCAACAUCAGGGGCUCAUCGUUCCUCUGAUCGCUUCACUUCGGACACUUUGGGAAACUAACAACAAUGGGCUGCUUCGAGUGCUGCAUCAAAUGUUUGGGCGGGGUGCCGUAUGCGUCGCUGGUGGCGACCAUCCUCUGCUUCUCCGGCGUCGCCCUGUUCUGUGGGUGCGGCCACGUGGCUCUCACCGGCACCCUGACCAUCCUGGAGACCCACUUCUCCACGGUCACCAGUGAUCACGCCAUGCUGACUGACGUAAUACAGCUGAUGCAGUAUGUCAUCUACGGCAUCGCUUCGUUUUUCUUCCUGUACGGGAUCAUCCUGCUGGCGGAGGGCUUCUACACAACCAGUGCAGUCAAAGAACUGCACAGCGAGUUCAAGACCACCAUCUGUGGACGCUGCAUCAGUGGAAUGUUUGUGUUCCUCACAUACAUCCUGGGCGUGGCCUGGCUCGGCGUGUUCGGCUUCUCCGCCGUGCCGGUCUUCCUCUUCUACAACAUGUGGUCUUCCUGUGCCACCAUGAGGUCUCCCACGGUCAACCUCACCGACGUCAACUCCAUCUGCGUGGAUGUCCGUCAGUAUGGAAUUAUCCCAUGGAACGCCGUGCCUGGCAAGGCCUGUGGAUCAACGCUAGGGGACAUCUGUGCAACCAGCGAGUUCUACCUGUCUUAUCACCUAUACAUCGUAGCGUGCGCCGGCGCAGGAGCCACUGUGAUCGCUCUGAUCCACUUCCUCAUGAUUCUCUCAGCAAACUGGGCCUACCUUAAGGAUGCCAGUCAAAUGCAUGCCUACCAAGACAUCAAAAUGAAGGAAGAGCGGGAGCUGCAGGACAUCACGUCACGCUCAAAGGAAUGCCUCAAUUCCUACACAUAAGGAUACACACUCCCAAACCAUACGACCACACACACACACACACACACACACACGUUCAAAGACACAUUGACACUGCAGCCAACCACUUUGGACCACGACAGCGCUCUGCUUAAAUACUCUGCCCACUGCCGUGGCUCCGUGCGCUACUAACCAGGCUCCUAACAAACUAACGCAUCGGUGCUGCUUUCUGCACUAACUCACCGAGAAGUGUUUCAGAACUACUACUUACAUUUUUGUUCAUGCUUUUUAUUUUUUCCAAGGAUAAACCACAGGUUUGAAUUCUUACAUUCAUGUUAGUGUUUGAUUUUUCUCUUACCCUUUUAUUUUUUUCAAUCAAAGCUUGAGACAUUGCACUAUUCUUAAUGUUGUUUUCCCUUCUUGCUUUGUCUUUUUUAUGAGCUGCGGUUUUCAACAAGGGAAUGUAACCUUUUUCUUUGCUCUUUAAAAAAAAAUGCAGAUUAAUCAUACACAAGAUGAAAGGCCUUAUAUUCAGAGUUGGUGUGUUAUGUCCAUACAGCAUGUAAAAAGAACCAUUACAUUAUAAAGUACUGACACCGGACUGUGUCAAAAGACACUGCUUUAAUUCACUCAUUCAAUCUCAUCUUAAUGUUGAUAAUUGGCUCCACGUUCUAAUUUCCGCUGUACAGCGAAUUAAAAGUCACGCAGAAUGUUCAUGGCCUCCAUGAACACUACCCCAGGUUUGCACCAGAGCCUAUGGAUCAAUUUAACUGGAACAAACACCACUAAAACUAUGGUUUUAAAUCCCUGACAUCAUCAAACGCACCGGGAGCUCCUCAACAUCACAGUAUCUCAGAUCUAACCUUUCCAAACAAUGCUAUCCUUGCUCAAUGUAACCGUAGACAAUAAUCAGACAAAAAUGUGUUCAAUUAAUAAAAAAAUGUGGUUCGUGUAUGUUCAUUCAGGCAAAUGAAAAAAAAAUCAAGGCAGCUUUUUAGCUCAUUAUCUAUUGUAAUAGCUCACCAUAUACUGUACUAUAUGAUACAAAUUGACUUACUUAUAAAGCAGGUGUAACUAUGUCAUUGGUAUUAUUGAAAAACCUACAGAACUUAAGGUGUGAAAAAAGUUAACUUGUCAGGUUCGUAGGUAUUUUUUUGUUAUUUUGAAAGAUAAAAUUAGUUUUGUUCUUCAUUUUCCAUUAUUGCACCGGUUUUUGAUGUGAAAUUGUCAUAAUGUUGACAUAAUUACUCAUGUAAUCUUCAAUUAUUUUCUAUUAGUUGAGUUACCAGGAUAAGUUUACUUGUUGCAUGAAGACAACUGUUUCUGCAGUGACACGUGAUGUGCGGUCAUGUAUACUGACAUCAGUAGUAGGCAGUGUUUGCCUGUUUCCUUUUUAUUCUAAAUGCAGUCAAAUUAAUCCGUUUUAUGUAUAAUUAGUUAUAGUGUUUUUAUUCUUCAAGUCCCAGGUACAUGGGUCUCAUAUAAUGUUUUGCUUCAUGGCAUAACUGUAUUUUCUAUGAAUGUCAAGGGCUUCUUUGUGACUUACUGAUGCUCAACUUUUUAUUCAACUUUCAAAUCAAAGUGAGUUGCAACACCGGUCAUUUAUAAAAUUGUAGGGUAAAUUUAUCCAAAGUAUAAAUGUCAUUGUGACUAUCUGGGAGAUGUCACUGGACAAAACCUGCAUAGUUCUCUGCAGGACUAAAAGCCACAGGUGCACAGAGGCUAAGGAGAUAGAUGUCAGAUGUACAACAUGGAGCUGAUGUGCGUCCCAUCUCAUCUCCGGAUGCUCCGGUGUUUCCUGUUGAAUUAACCAAAAACUAAAAGAAUAAAGGCUACCUGUCAAUCACCAGGAGGACAACAAUCCAGCAGCCUGUCUGACUGGAAACCCCUUUACGACAUUACCUAACUGGCCUGAUGACUGUUUUUAUGAAAAUAAAAAAAUACAAAUAAAAAGAAA